UGGUCAUAGUUAUUGGAGAGCGAAGAACUUACUUUGAGGACCCAGCAGUGUCGGUAUCAACUAAUUUGGUCGCCCAUUCUAGUGGUUGCAACAUCAUAUGAUUCUCGUUUGUCUUCAGAUUCUCAGCUUUAAAUACGAUGUCAGAAGCUCCGCCCGUUGCACCGGCUCCACCAGAUCCUACGGCUGCACCGGCUCAACCAGAUCCCCCGGUACCUGCGCCUAAAACACUUUUAUCCUUGCACGAAGAUAUGCUUGAAGAUAUCAGUCGCUUCCUGUCGCUUAUGGAUAUUUUAAAAUGUGUCCUGAUUUGUAAUAAUUUCGACAGUAUCAGCCAAAGGCGAACGGAGAAAACUCAGAUUGUAACAUCGGAAUUCAGGCAGCAAUUCUCCAUAGAGGAAAACACUAAGAUUUUUACAAAAAUCGGUUCGUAUGUGCAAAAACUGAAGAUCAAUGAAUGGAUCACUCCGGCAAACAUUGAUUUUUAUCAAAUAAUAGCGACUCAUUGCUCGGAUACUGUCCAACUUGAAUUGAGUUAUCCUUCCCGAUGCGGGUUGCCUAUAUACAAGGAGGUCAUAUCGAAGGGUGCGAACAUAGAGUUGAUACGGUUCCAGGCAACUGAAGCAUACCCUGGCAGGGGCUUACAACAAUCACUGAAUUUAGAAGAAAACUUAUGUCGUGUCAUAAACAAUUUAGAAAACUUGAAACAUUUGAAAUUAGCGCAUUUAACGGAUGUGACGGGCGAACAGUUGAUGCAGCUCACAAAGCUAGAAGAGCUGAACAUAGCGCAUUGUCACAGCUUCAAAAGCAGCAGUUUCAUUGGCAUUUGCGAAAAGAACACGUUGAAAGUUCUGAACAUGGCCAACUGCAUUUUGCUAGAUAACGCCGCUCUGGAGAAGCUCGUCGAAACCCAGGACCAACUCAGGAUGAUCAUACUAAGCAACAAUCUAGCAGCUGACAACUAUGAGAUAGUGGGAAGCCUGAAAAGUCUGAAAGAUUUAUUCCUCUAUAACUAUCAGAAUAAAAAACUACGAGAAUUGAUCGCCAACGUAUCUGAAAAUCACAAGCACGACUUAGAAACUCUAGAGAUAAUUUGUUCGCAAUCCGUUACCAAUUUUGCUUCGACAAACUUCUGGUACCAUCUUUCCACACUAGAAAAUCUAAGGACAUUACAUGUACCGGUUGCGGAGGGACUGAAUGAUUACAACUUGAUAAAUAUCAGUAAAAAACUGAAAAACCUGAAUAGGUUAGUUCUUACUUUCAAUGAAUAUCGUCCGCAUGAACUAACGAGUAAAAGUAUUAUUCAGUUCCUAACAAAUUCGAGAAACUUGAGGGAACUUGCCUUAUUUCCUUGGUUCGAAAUCCACACCGACAUGAUUGACGAAAUUGUAUCAUUGCGGCGAAAGGUUAAUGCUUGUUUUCUCACUAUCGAUUUCGGGGACAGAGGUGUGGAUUUACAAAUGCCGCAGUCAAGAGAUUGGGGAGAUGUAUUGCGAAUAAUAUACAGUAGGAACCCGUGAGCUACACGAUGUCCAUUUAAGCCGAUUAUUUCUUUAUUUAUUAUUUAAACUUUGUUACAAGUGUGUCCAAUCAAUGUGUGUAAUAAGUGAAAAAAGAAAAUUUAGUCCUUUUCGUACAACCUAAUGGAGGUGCGAAUUACUGCCCUCCAGUCUAAAUACUAUUUUUGUAAUUAAAAUGUCCAUUGACUGCUACAUAAAAUAAAAUUAUUCCAGGAUUGCAAAAUAAAUCAAUGAAAACUUAA
Messenger RNA from Hermetia illucens (black soldier fly), 1759 nucleotides. RefSeq lists its product as uncharacterized. Lineage: Eukaryota; Metazoa; Arthropoda; Insecta; Diptera; Stratiomyidae. The transcript is spliced from 3 exons. Bases 138 to 1517 code for a protein of 459 amino acids. The record is from RefSeq and is a predicted model, not a curated record.